Molecule: messenger RNA, 720 nt
Organism: Pestalotiopsis fici W106-1
Lineage: Eukaryota; Fungi; Ascomycota; Sordariomycetes; Amphisphaeriales; Sporocadaceae
Exons: 3
Coding region: 1-720 (239 amino acids)
Source: RefSeq, a predicted model, not a curated record
AUGCUUGCCAAGGUCUCUUUGCUGGCACUUGUUAGUGCAGCUCUGGCCGCCCCUCAGAGCGUCAAGCGUGCUGAUAUCGAUCAUGAUGCCGUCGUCGGCUUUGACGAGACCGUCCCAGACACCACCAUCGGCGAGCUCAUGUUGAAGUGGAAGCCCACGCUUUACGUCGUUGACGGCUGCGUGCCAUUCCCGGCCGUUGACGAGGAUGGCAACACCAGUGCUGGCUUGGCCCCGUCGGGUGAUCCCAGUGGCGACUGCGACUCCAGCACUGGCCAGAUUUACGCUCGUGCCGAGUCUUACAAUGACGCCUUUGCCAUCAUGUACAGUUGGUACUGGCCCAAGGAUGAGCCAUCAUGGCUCGAAUCACUCGUGGGAGUUGGCCACCGCUAUGAUUGGGAGGACAUUGUGGUCUGGCUAUCUGAUGACACAUCUGAUGCCACUCUGUUGGGCGUUGCCGCGUCUUACCACGGUGACUACGUCACGUCGACGGACCCGGACCUGAGCGGCGACUCUCCUUUGAUCAAGUACUACACCGCGUACGCCAUUCUCGACCACUCUCUGGGCUUCACCGACACGGUUGGUGGCACGCAGCCGCUCAUCGCCUGGGACUCGCUUCCCACGGUUGCCCAGGAGGCUUUGGCUGACAAGGAUUGGGGUGAUGCCAAUGUGCCCUUUAUCGAUGCCAACUUUGAGUCUAACUUGGCAGAGGCUGAACUGUAG